GUUAGUCCUCUGCCCUCUGAUACUACUGAGCCUGAAGCUGGUUUUAAACAUCCUCCCCCUGCCGCUCCUUGAAAUAUCAUCUUCAGUACAAAAACUAAGGAUGUGGAGGUUCUGCUCAGCGAUGGAAAGGAACUGCUUUCUUUACCAAGGAACUCUAAAGCCACUGUGAAAGAGAAAGUGUCUUAAAGUUUGCUGUAAUGAUGAAAACAUCAGCAAGAGACGAGGGAGCCAGGGAUGACUCAGGCCAUAUCACAGAUUCCAGCAAAGACGGAAAAGAGACACAUCUCUGUCAGGCCACUGCCCUGCGAAACUGCCUCCCACUUCCAGGGAUCAGCAUCCUUGAUAGACUCAUCAAGACUUGUCCUGUCUGGCUUCAGCUGAAUAUGAACCGGGAAAGGGCUGGGGUGACACUUGGUAAAGAAACAGCUGGGAUAUUUUUGGUUAGGAAAGAGGGGAAUGUGAACAACAUGGUCCUUGCAGUCCGCCUACCAGUGCAGAGCGAGGCACCCGGUCUGCUGGAGUACAACAUUAAAGAAGAAAAAUCAAUCCUGUACCUGGAAGGAUCUGUCCUUGUAUUUGAGGACAUCUUCAAACUGGUUGCCUUCUACUGUGUCAGUAGAGAUUUGCUGCCCUUCACCCUGAAGCUACCACAAGCAAUAUUAGAAGCCAGUAGCUUUCAAGACCUUGAAAUUAUCUCUAGUCUGGGGUUAGAUUUCUGGGAUUCCUCCCUAAACCACAGAAGAGAGGAGUUAUCCCACCCUGCAAAACACUCUGCUUUCAGCACUGCUCAGACAGACAGUUUAAAAUCUACCCAGUGUUUUGCAAGCAGCACAAACCACUGCUCAUGUGAAAUUGAGCUGUCAAUAGGAAAUGACAGGCUGUGGUUCGUGAAUCCUAUUUUUAUAGAAGAGUGCAGUAAUCCUUUUUCACCAGAUGUACCUUGUCCUAAAAGCCGUGCUGUGAGUGCCGAUCUCCCCCCUGCCACCAUGCUCACUGAAAGGAGGUUUCCUCGCCGCCCCCCUCCGCCUCCACCUUCUCAUGCUCUCAUUCAGAAAUCUCUGAAGCUCCUGCAGGAUCCCACCACUGCCUGUGAAGAAAACGAGCUGCUUCUUCAGUCACUGGAAAAGACCAUGAAGGAAAUGAGAAUUGAAGGUGGUGACAAUAAAGAAGAAGGGAAGCAGAGCUGCUCAGUCAGUGAGCCUUUGGCAGUGAGCCCCAAGAAGGGCUCCCAGCCCUCUGUCCCCCCACGGAAGCGGCUGUCUGAGAGGACCUCAGAGGAGAGCUGUGUGGGAAACCCUGGAAGUUGUGAAACGCUGAAAGGGGAACGGACAGAAGAAAAACAACAUGCGAGUACAGAGAACAGCGAUAAAAGGUCACUGUGCAAAAAGGCUGUAGAAAUGCCUGGGGAAGUUCUUGAGGCGGCUGUAUCACAAUUUCAGGAGACAAAGCCUGAACCUGCAGAGAUGAAGGACAUGCCUGGGAUUCAAAGCAAUGCCAUAGGAAAGUCACCUCCUAUCCCACCACCAAGAAGGAAGAGGCUUUCCCAGGUACCGAGGGUUCCCUGCUCCUGCCAGUCAAAGCAAAGAACAGUGGCAGAGGUGGCCACAACCAUGGCCAUUGUGCAGGAUGUGUGCAAGAGCAGCUCUGCUACAGUGUCAGGUGGUGCCACUUGCACACACCCCAAGACUGAACUGGGACAUAGCCACAAAUCUGUGAACUCAGAUGAACUGAAAGACGCUCACUCCUCCCUGGAAGGCCCAGGAGGCAGCACUGUGGCUCAGACGUCAGCAUCUGAACCAGACUCCUACUCCACCAGCAGCACAGAGGAUGACCUGGAGAUACCAAGUAGUUCAUCUGGUAAAAAGACACGCUCCAUGAUCUUGGACAAGGCCAAGAACAGGCUGUCCUUUGUGAGCCUGUCUAAUGUCUUCACAGUCUUUUUGUCUAGUGACAGGAAGCUGCAGAAGAAGAUUGUGGAGCUGGCACAGGACAAGGACUCGUACUUUGGCAACCUGGUGCAGGACUACAGAGUGUACAGUUUAGACAUGAUGGCAAAACAGAGCUCCAGCACAGAGAUGCUACAAGAAAUCCGGAUGAUGAUGACACAGCUGAAGAGUUACUUAGUGCAGAGCACUGAGUUGAAAUCUCUGAUAGACCCAGGCUCCCACACUGAGGAACAGUUAGAAGUGAUUGCUGAGACAGCGUUAUACAAAUGUGUUCUGAAACCUUUAAAAGAAGCCAUUGAUUCUUACUUAAAAGAAAUUCACAACAAAGAUGGAUCCUUACAGCAGCUAAAAGAGAACCAAUCUGUGAUACAAAACACAACUACAACUGACCUAGGCAUCACGACCAGCGUGCCUGAAACCAUUGUGCUUGAAAAGAUCCUUCAAAAGUUCACAACCAUGCACAAGGCCUACUCCCCAGAAAAGAAGAUUGCCAUCUUGCUGAAGUCCUGCAAACUCAUCUAUGACUCCAUGGCUCAGGGAAACCCAGGGAAGCUAUAUGGUGCAGAUGACUUCCUCCCUGUGCUCAUGUACGUGCUGGCUCGCAGCAACUUGACUGAAGUCCUUCUGAAUGUGGAGUAUAUGAUGGAGCUCAUGGACCCUGCUUUGCAGCUAGGGGAAGGCUCCUACUAUUUAACCACCACCUAUGGGGCCUUGGAGCACAUCAAGAACUACGACAAAAUCACUGUCACACGGCAGCUGAGCAUGGAGGUGCAGGACUCCAUUCACCGCUGGGAGCGACGGAGAACACUGAACAAGGCCCGGGCUUCCCGCUCAUCAGUGCAGGAUUUCAUCUCUAUCUCCUUUCUGGAAAUUGGUGCUCAGUCAAGGACACUUGCUUCCCGGAAAGACACCACAGUUGAGCAGCUGAGCCAGCAGUGUGCCGAGAAGUUUGAAGUCUCCCAUCCCAAGGACUAUAGACUCUUUGUUUAUGUUGAUGACCAGUGGCUGCAGCUGGACAAAGAUGCCCUUCCUCACUAUAUCAAAGCAUCCCUCCUGAAGUGCGAAACCAAGAAAGAUUUCCAUUUUAUUUAUAAACCAAUAGACCAUAAAACCCCACCAGUUCCAAUUGUCAAAGAGUCAGACUUUCCCUAAGGUCUGUGCUGCUUUUCUUGUUGUGCUUGUUGUCAUCCUGGAAGGGCUGGAUAGUUUAUCUCAUGAGAUCCUCUGAUGUCUGCAGACCUCAGAAGGUCUCUGGAGCAUGGUCUUUGACACAGGGCAGAUGUGCUAAUUGUAGAUACUGUCCAAAUACAGAACAUUUCUCAGCAGAGCUCAUUUGCAGAAAUAAAAAGAGCAUUCAGGAGAACAUUCAUCUUCUUGAAAACUUGAAGUAUCAAACCUCAGAACCUCUUGCUGGCAGCCAGCCGACAUCGCAGAACGUGAAUGCACAGGGGAGAAAAGCCAGAGAUCUUGCAGAAAACUUGACAUCUACUCCAUAGUAAACUAUGGAGGGUGUGAAUCACCUCCAUGCACAAGGCCUGUGAAAGGUGUGCACACACCACAAUGCUAUCUUGAAUACCUUACAGUAUCUGUUCACACAGUUUGAAUAAACUGAGUCUUGUCUGAUGUAUUCAGAGGCGUAGGGUUGCCAUCUCUAGCAGAACUCUGUCUCUGGCUUUCUGUCUACAAAAUGUCAUUGCCUUUGCAAUCCGCAGAAUUACAGACCAUACAAGAUGAUCCUAAGAGUACAUUUUGUGCCAUCUAUUUCUCACUGAAAUUAGAUAGCAUAGGCAUUUUCAUCAAUGGUUUGGGUUUUUUUUUUAAGAUUGAAAGUCUUUACCAUCAGUGUACAGCAGUUUAGUCACAUUGAUUGUAUAAUAGUGUCAUUGGGUAAUUGUGUAUUUAUUUCUAUGUGUGAUGUGGUGCAAUUAUUUUUAAAUAAGUGCUUGUAAAGAAACUUAAUAUUUUUCCCAGUGUAGGAAACCAGAUGAAAAUUAAAAAAUCAAAAAGAGCUAGAAUUAAAUACCCGUCCCUUUUUACCUACAUGUCAUUUCCUCUAGUGUUUUUGUGACUGUAAGGCCCACCAGUUUCUUACAUGAAUAAAUUCAGGCUGUUGUAGACAG
This is a messenger RNA of Melopsittacus undulatus (budgerigar), 4066 nucleotides long. RefSeq names its product Ras and Rab interactor 3 (gene RIN3). The transcript is spliced from 10 exons. Gene Ontology annotation, cellular component: endocytic vesicle; cytosol. Bases 198 to 3098 code for a protein of 966 amino acids. Gene Ontology annotation, biological process: signal transduction; vesicle-mediated transport. The record is from RefSeq and is a predicted model, not a curated record. Gene Ontology annotation, molecular function: small GTPase binding; guanyl-nucleotide exchange factor activity. Lineage: Eukaryota; Metazoa; Chordata; Aves; Psittaciformes; Psittaculidae.